GCUGGACUUUUAUCUUGUUCCUUGCCUAAAUUUUAUUUGACGUUUAUAUGUGUAAAGCUUGUGUAAGAUUUACUUUAAAUUUAGAUAUAUAAUGCCUUCUAUUUAUCUAUAUUUUAUCGUUUUUUUUUCGCAUAUAUGUAGGUACCCACAUAUAAAAGUAGAUCAAAUAAAACGUGCCUUACAUCCACUGAUCCGCUGAUAAAACGUUAUCUCUUAUCUCGUUGUAUGCAUAUACCGCGUCGAUGGUAUCACCCACGCCCUGGGACACACACACGCACACAUCCGGAGGUCACCAUAAUCUUAUUCUUCUCGGGAUGGUACGGAACCACCAGCCACUUUGGUCAAAGAGCAUGGUGCAUGGGUAUUAUGAUGCCUCUUUCAGUUCUUCGCCGGUACCCAUCCGCGUUUGACUUCUUUCUAACUGGUAGUGGUGUACAUUUGCCGAUAGUAAUAUAAUGCGAUGGGAGGUAGUUCGCGCGUUAGUGGUGCUUUGCUUUGGGGGUUGGUCAUUUUGCAGGCGGGGGUAGUCGUGGUCCUAGGUGAAUGCUGGUAUGACAAUAAGAAACAUGAAGAAAAUGCAGAAGUGCCGACAGGGGAACCGUGUUUAAAUUGCACGUGCAGCAAAAGCGUUUUACUUUGCUAUCUAAGAGUUUGCCCCAAAUUGCCCAACCCGCCGCCACUGGGAUGCAUUUUGCUGCACAGAUAUAAAACCUGCUGUCCUGAAUUGAUUUGUUCAGAUUUUAUUGAUGGUGGAAACAGCAUAGAAUCAAGAGAGGGCUCAGAUAUGAAUUUAGAUAUGACAUCUGACCACCAACCCUUAUAUAAAAAUGCAUGUAUUUCAAAUGGCAGCAUAUACAGCCCUGGCUCAGCUAUGCACAGUUCAUCACUGUGUGAAUAUUGCUACUGUUUGGCUGGGAAACAAGUCUGUGUGAAGCCUAAAUGUCUUUUGCCUAUUGAUGGUUGCAAUCCAGUUUUUGAAGAGAAUAGCUGCUGUCCAGUGAGGUACAAUUGUACCAGCUUGGUCACUGAGGCAGCUCCUAAAGAGUUAACUACUACAACAGCUCCACUUGAUAUAAAUGUAAAGCAAGAUGGUUGCUCUAUAGAUGGUAUACAUCAUCUAGAAGGCUCAAAAGUAAUCGGAAUGGGACACUCUGUAUGUGAUAACUGCUACUGUCUCAGAGGCCUACUAAGAUGCGAACCUCUCUCCUGUGCCCCACCUUUAUUAGGCUGCGCUCCAGUAAUCAAACCAGGAGACUGUUGCGCCGCAAGCUAUAAUUGUAAUGGCACCUUAGAAGUCAACCCAGAACCCAACUAUGGCCUAUUUCCGACAAUCAGCAAACAGUACUCGAAGUUGCGUAAAGAAGUUCACCGAAAGCCGUCACGAAAAAAUGGCGUCGUCACUGUGGCACCGUUUUAUGUUCUGGCAGAAAGUUUACUGGAGCCGACUACCAAGGUUCUCCAUCAGAGGAGUCCUGGAACUACGUAUGGAACCACGCGACACUUCUCUGGAGUCAAUUUACCAGUUAGCAGUACUCAAAAAUCCACGGAAGAUAAUGAUGAUAAUUACUUUUUAAUAAGCAGCUCCAAGCUAAAAUCCACAUCUAAGAAACCAACUAGUGUCCCUGGAAUCUAUUAUGCUACAACCAACUAUGAAUCUCACAACACCAAUUAUAGACGGUUCUACAGUACUACAUUAAGGUCUAAGCCUAGUACUCCUGCGGCUGCAGAAGCAAAAGCUGAGCCUGUUGAUUACCUAGGAUUUUCUGGAUUAAACUUGUUUAGCAUUGUUGAUUCUUUGUUGGAUGGAACGAUUUAUAAGAGAGCCCAGGAGGAUUCUAUGUCUGAUUCUAGUAACGUUUCUUCUGAGGAAACUCAGGUUGUUUUAAAUAAUGAGCAAGUAAAUUCUACGGAAGCUGACGUUACCACUGAGGUAACAACAGAAUUUUCUGCUGAAAGUACUGAUAAUGAUUAUUCAACCACCGUCACUGAAUCCGAUUCUACUAUUAUGUCUACAGAAAGUUUUGAGGAUUUUGUUACUGUUACAACUGUGCUGAAUUCGACAGAUUGUAUCAAGAAUAUUAAAAAUGGAUCUGAGUUUGAGGAAUCAACUCCUGCAGAUCCUCAAGAGAUUAAUGCUUUAGCUGAAACUAGAGCAGAUAUAACAACAACUAUUACAGAGUCAUCAUCAGAACCUUCAUCAUCUACUAAGGAUAUGGAUUUAGCAGAUACCAUUUCAAGAAACAGUGUGAAUACCAAACUUACCCCUAAUAUUGAAGCGAUUCUUAAUAUUUCAAAGCAAAAUAUUAAUGGAGAGUUUGACUAUGAUUAUAAUGAGCCUACUUUACCACCCAGCCUACCCAACUUAAAAAUAAUACCGUUUGUGGCUGCAGAUGCCUUAGAUGCUCAAAAAGAAUCAUCCAAAGUAAUCAGCCCAAUUUUUAUUGAUAAAAAAGUUGACACUGAGCCAGUGGAAUAUUCAAAUAGCAUGUUUAAGCCACCUGUUCAGACUGAAGGUGGUUUUAUACCUAAAGAACCACCUGUGAUAGAGGACUUCUAUGAGCAUAUGCCACUAAAUAAUGUUCCUUCAAUCACAACUAAUGAACCACCAGGAAAAAGCCAAGCACUCAACUGCAUUUCAAAUGGCAAAGAAAUCUCCCAUGGCACACCGGUUGCCUCAGAUUCACCAUGUAUGACAUGCACCUGUUUCUAUGGUAACGUAGUAUGUCAAAAAUCAAAUUGUCCUGCACCUAAGCCUGGAUGUAUUGUAGCAUUGGAGCAAGGGUCUACUCUGUGUUGCCCAAAUUAUAUUUGCAAUGAUCAACUUGUUCCUAAACUUCCGCCUCAGGAGAUAAUAACAGUUGCAGAGGGAAUAAUUCCAGAUGACCCUUUUAGAGAUGUAAUUAGAACAGAAUCAGCUCCAAACUUGCAAAGCCUUAUUGGGGAUCUAAUAUCCCAUACAAGCAGUACCACUGAAGCUUUCACCCAAAAAACAACAAUAAAGCCUGAAACAACUACUUCAUCCGAAUAUGACGACUCAUAUGGUUUUGAUAAGGUGUUGCAGUUCAUUUUCUCAGGAAAUCCGGAUAUAAUUGAGAAGCCUCUAAGCAAAAAUCCAGUGAAAAAUACUUCAGACCAUUCUAGUUCUCCAACAUCAACAUCUUCAACCACCACUUUUGUUAAAGUACCUUUAAUUGAAGCUACUACUAAAGAAGCUACAACAUUAAAACCUGUAACGACCACAACAACAACUAAUCGACCAAUACCAGAAGAGAAAAGCAAUAAAAAAUCUAACUCUAUUGGUGGUAUUUUAAAAUUGGCUGGAUGUAAUAUUUAUGGAAGAAUGUAUAGGGUGGGUCGAAUAAUCUCUGAAUUAUCAGGACCGUGUUUGGAAUGCAAAUGUACGGAAGUGGGAGUGCAGUGUAAAGAGUUAAAAUGUAAACAUUAGUAAGUUGAAUGUGAUGUAGUGUUAAUACUUUAGUUCGUUAAAAUUAAUUUAAAGUUUUGUUUGAAUUGACGUACAUUUUGUGAAAAAGUAGAGGAAAAAAAUUAAAAAUUCUUCUUUUCUGAACAAUAGUGCCAUUUUUAUACAGUUACUAGCAGAUCAGCCGAUAACCUCAUAUUUACCUACCAUAUUUAUUUAUUUAUAGUUUGUUCCAUAUUAACUUACAGUAUAUUUUAAAGUUAUUAUGCAUAUCUUUGUAUAGUAGCUUUUAAAGAUAUUGAUAAUGUUAAUAAUACCUACAAAAUUAACAUGUAUGCACAAAAUAAAUUAUUAACUAU
Messenger RNA from Anthonomus grandis grandis, 3780 nucleotides. RefSeq lists its product as uncharacterized. Bases 461 to 3445 code for a protein of 994 amino acids. The record is from RefSeq and is a predicted model, not a curated record. NCBI's taxonomy places the organism in Eukaryota, Metazoa, Arthropoda, Insecta, Coleoptera, Curculionidae. The transcript has 14 exons. Gene Ontology annotation, molecular function: protein binding.